AUGCAGCCUCUGAACAAGUUGAUGGCUGUCUCAAAACCUCAAAUCCUGACUCUACAUGAACAGAGUGAGGCCCUGAAAGCAAAUGUGUCUUGGCAGCAGGAAUCCAUCCCAGUCAUGGAAACAUGUGACUCUGAGGCCUCUCGUCAGAAGUUCAGACAUUUCCAGUAUUCGGAUGUGUCUGGGCCUCAAGAAGCCCUGUGCCAACUCUGGAAGCUCUGUCUUCAGUGGCUGAAACCAGAGAUUCAUACAAAGCAACAGAUCCUACAGCUGUUGGGACCUGAGAGUCUGAAAACAGGAAAAUCAGUUGAAGUAGAUGAAGUGUUAAAGAAGACACCCUGCAAGGAUUCUGUCCUGCUCCAGAAGGGGAGCAUCAAGGAGAAGGUAGAAGCUGACUCGCUGACUAGCAAUUCCCAGGAACCAAUAUCAUUCAAAGAUGUGAUUGUGGAAUUCAGCGAGGAAGAGUGGGGACAACUGGACCCUGCUGUAAAGAACGUGUACAGGGACGUGAUGCUGGAGAACUAUAGGAACCUGAAUUCAUUGCACCAAGAACGUCUAUUUCCCAAACCUGUUGAGCUCUCCGAGUUGGAAAGUAAGGACAGAAGAUGGAUAAUAGAGCAAGAAAUCCCAAGCACAUCUGUUUUUGACAGAGAGGUGAUUUCAGAAAACCAAGAUUCAGUUACAAAGGAAAGAAUUUCUGGAGAAGAUUCAUCUCAUGGAGUGAUUAUGAGAAGGCUGACUAAAAGUGGACCCCCUUCUUUAGAUGCUUGGACCAGUGAUGAUUGGCUAUACAGGAACCAGGAACAGUGGGACAUAAAUUUGCCAGCAGAAGCUAUUAUUCAUAAGAUAAUUGACACUGAGGAGGGAAACUUUGAAGAUAGUGAGAAUAAAAAAAGCUUAGAUGUUAAAUCAAUUAACUCAAUUUUUGAUGUACAACAGGGAAUUCCUAUGAAAAAAGGGUUCUCAAAAUGUGAUAAGUUUAAAACUAACUUCAAAUUUAAUUUAGAUUCAGUAGGUAAGCAACAUUCAGAAUAUAAUGAAUGUGGGAAUGCCUUGAGCCUGAGUAUAGACAUUCAGCACCCAGAAAGUCAUACCUUAGUGAACUCCUAUGAAUGCUAUCACUGUGGGAAAGCCUUCAGUCGGAGUUCAUCCGUUAUUCGACAUCAGAUCAUUCACACAGGAGAGAAACCCUAUAAAUGUAGUGAGUGUGGGAGAGUCUUCAACAGACGUACAAACCUUACUAAGCAUCAGAAGAUUCAUACUGAAGCAAAGGUCUUUGAAGGCAAUAAAUGUGGAGGAGCUUUCAGUGAGAGUAAAAACCAUAAUAAAAAUUCAAGAUUUUAUUCUGGAGAUAAUUCCUAUGAGUGUGUUAACUGUGGAAAAUCCUUCAGCCGGAGCUCCUCCCUUAUUCGACAUCAAAUGAUUCAUACAGGAGAGAAACCAUUCAAAUGUAAGGAAUGUGAGAAGACCUUCAAUAGGAGUUCAAACCUUAAAAAACACCAAAAACUUCAUACUCACGGGAAGGCCUAUGACAGGAAGAAACCCAGGAUUAACCUACAUCAAUGAAUUUUUACUGGAGAGAAUCCUGUGAAUAUAGUAAAUGCAAGAAAAUGUUUUUCAGGGAUUAUUCUUUAACUGACAGGACAGAAUUAUAUUAGAAAUGUUAUAUUGGACAGAAAUCUGUUUGAGGAGCUUUUCCAUGCUCCCAAAUGAAACCACAAAGGUUUGGAGUUUAAAUGUUGUGGAGUUUAAAUGUAUCACCCUACAAGUCUGCCUGUUGUGAUUCUGAUACCAUUGCCAUCAUCAUUUCUACUUCAUAAAUGGGAUCUAUGGCAUCCAUAUAUUCACCUGAAUUAUUGAAGUUGGGAGGAGCCAAGCAAUACCCUUGGAGUUGAUAUUUAAUAAAACUCAAGCUUUCAAUCCUUAUAAGAAGGUCAUGAGAAACCACGAGCUCACAAGAAUAUAGGAAAACUAUACUUUUGAAUUAACAGCAGAGACCACAGUGACAGCAAGUUGCUACAUCCUUGGUAAUAUCCUUGGCUGGUGUUGUGUAGGCCCUAGAGUUGGAGGAGGGUUAUCAACUGCAAUGGGAAAUGGAUUAACAAAUCUACACGUGGUCUUCAACUCUGCAUUUUUAAAAGUACUCUUUGCAUUCAAGGCUAGAGAGACAUCCAUAGCCUUGGGUCUAUCAUUUAUUUCAAACAUUAACAGGUCAAUAAAGUGUUGUAAUACUCUGCACUAGAA
Molecule: messenger RNA, 2241 nt
Organism: Suricata suricatta (meerkat)
Lineage: Eukaryota; Metazoa; Chordata; Mammalia; Carnivora; Herpestidae
Gene: ZNF215
Product: zinc finger protein 215
Exons: 6
Coding region: 1-1563 (520 amino acids)
Biological process (GO): negative regulation of transcription by RNA polymerase II
Molecular function (GO): DNA-binding transcription repressor activity, RNA polymerase II-specific
Source: RefSeq, a predicted model, not a curated record